Trichosurus vulpecula (common brushtail) is the source of this 5517-nucleotide messenger RNA. RefSeq names its product LanC like 2 (gene LANCL2). Gene Ontology annotation, cellular component: plasma membrane. NCBI's taxonomy places the organism in Eukaryota, Metazoa, Chordata, Mammalia, Diprotodontia, Phalangeridae. The transcript is spliced from 9 exons. Gene Ontology annotation, biological process: peptide modification; carbohydrate metabolic process. The record is from RefSeq and is a predicted model, not a curated record. The coding region runs from base 1284 to 2648 and encodes 454 amino acids.
GGACAGGCUAGCCACUUUGGGGGCUGACUUAAAUGUGUAUGUGUGCCUGUGUUUUAAGACUGUGUGGUUGCAGUCCAAAUGUUUGUGUGUAUGCGUGUGUGUUUAAGGCUGAGUGUGGUUGCAGCUCAAGAUUUAUGCCUUCGUUUGGAGCAAAGGGGCAAGAAAUAAGGAAUGGAAAGUGACAUGGGCUGUGAAGCAAACAUCGAAUCUUAGGUGUGCGAAGACUCAGAAACAAAGACCUGCCUUCUUUCUUCAUCUGGGAGGACGGAUUGGCAUCGUGCAUAGGCUCUGUUUGGGUAUUUUUUCCCCCUUUGGAAGCGACUGUUUCUAACCCAAGCACGGGACGGAGCCAGUGCUACAGUCAUCCCAGUGGCUGGAGUCUGAAUGAAAGCUGAAUGUCAAUGAAGCUGGGUCUUAGCGGGGAGGGACCGUAGCCAGCCCAUAGAGGCAGACUGAUGAUGGGAGUCCGAGGACGGCACGUUCUUUUCUUCCUCCCCCACCUCGCAGCUCUGCUAAGGAACCCAUGCCUAAGGCUUGAACGACCACCAAUUGUUCUCUCGGGGUAGCCACAGAAGGCACGUCUCCCCGCUCGCGGGGAGUGGGGGACCAUUCCUCUUAUUGCAGAGGGCGGCGGACCCCGGGGCUCUGAGGCGCCAGUCUGAUCCGCGAUUGGCAUCUGCUUGGAUUUGGUGCAGCUCCGGGUGGCGGAGUCCCGUCGGGGCUCGCCCGCACCUGCCGCGCGAGAAGGCUCUGCAGCCGGGAUGCGCCUCGUAGCCCGCCGCCGCCGCCCGGGACCCGGGUCUGCCCCUGCUGCUGGGAGGCAGUGCCCGCGGUGUUAGGGCGCAGCUGGGUAGGGGCCCCUCCGCCGAAGCUUGGCAGGCGCAGCCGUCGGGGGCAGGCAGACUCUAGGAAGCGACGGCCACAUGUGCUGGGAAGCAGCGGCCACAGCUCGGACUUAUAGCUCGGGACUCAGCUCUCCUCCCUGACCCCGGCGCCUUUCCUGUUUUGGGAAGCCCCGAUCCCCUCCUGCAAGCUCCGCCCUCCUCCACCCUCCUUUCCUUCGGCUGGCUGCAGCGCCCGCUUUUGUGCCUGCGGCUACUCCCCUUAGCAAGCGGCGACGCCCGGAACAGGACUAAUACCCCGGGCUCAAAAGCGUUGCUCUUUUCCCUGCCUCCUCUGGAAGCUUUUUGUCCCCAUCAGGCCGCCGUGCUGCGCGGCAGGAGAGUGUGUGUGUGAGUGUGUGUUGAGAGCGCGUGGCACAAGGGGGAGGGGCGGCGGUUGAGAUGGGCGAGACCAUGUCCAAGAGGCUGAAGCUCCAUUUGGGAGGGGAAGCAGAGAUGGAGGAGCGGGCCUUCCCCAACCCCUUCGCGGACUACGAAUCCGCCUCCGCCGUGGCAAUUGCCGCCGGCGUCGCUACCGAAGAGCCUCCCCCACCUGUCGGGAAUGAUCUGGGCCUCCCAUUUCACGGCGAUGGGAAGAUCAACUCCAGUUUUACAAAGAGGAUCCAGACCAAAAUCAAGGACCUCCUGCAACAGAUGGAGGAAGGCCUGAAGACUGCAGAUCCUCAUGACUGUUCUGCAUACACUGGCUGGACAGGCAUAGCCCUCCUGUACCUGCAGCUGUACCGUGUCACUUCAGACCAGGCCUACCUGCUGCGAUCCCUGGAUUACGUGAAGAGAACACUUCGUAAUCUCAGUGGCCGUAGGGUCACUUUUCUCUGUGGGGAUGCGGGGCCCCUUGCUGUGGGUGCUGUGGUGUACCACAAGCUAAAGAGUGACAGCGAGUCCAGAGAGUGCAUCACAAAACUUUUACAGCUACAGAAAACAGUUGUAAGUCCAGACUCAGACCUUCCAGAUGAACUCCUUUAUGGACGGGCAGGUUACCUAUAUGCCUUACUGUACUUGAAUACAGAGAUUGGUCCAAACACAGUGUCUGAAACAACUGUCAAAGAGGUAGUAAAUGCUAUCAUCGAAUCAGGUAAAAAUUUAUCUAAGGAAGAACGCAAAACCGAACGCUGCCCACUGUUAUUCCAGUGGCACAGGAAGCAGUAUGUUGGAGCAGCUCAUGGUGUGGCUGGAAUCUACUAUAUGUUAAUGCAGCCAGUAUCAAAUGUGGACCAGGAAACCUUGACAGAGUUGGUGAAACCAAGUGUUGAUUAUGUGCGACAUAAAAAAUUCCGAUCUGGAAAUUACCCAUCAUCAUUAAGCAACGAAACGGAUAGAUUAGUCCAUUGGUGCCAUGGUGCCCCAGGGGUUAUACAUAUGCUUCUACAAGCCUAUAAGGUCUUUAAGGAGGACAAAUAUUUGAAGGAUGCUAUGGAAUGUAGUGAUGUCAUCUGGCAGAGAGGCUUACUCCGGAAAGGAUACGGAAUCUGCCACGGGACAGCAGGAAAUGGCUACUCCUUCUUAUCCCUCUACCAUCUCACUCAGGAUAAAAAGUACCUCUACAGAGCAUGUAAGUUUGCAGAAUGGUGUUUAGAUUAUGGAGCACAUGGGUGUCGUAUUCCUGACAGACCCUACUCACUCUUUGAAGGUAUGGGCGGCGCUAUUCACUUUCUGUCAGAUAUCCUGGUUCCAGAGACAUCCCGCUUUCCAGCAUUUGAACUUGGCCCUCCACAGAGGGAAAAAAGGGUAGAAAAAGACAGCUAAAAACAUCCCUUUGUACCAAAAGCAACACAACUGUUUAGUGCCUGAGACAGAACCAACUUGGGAUCUUAAAGAAGUCGGCAUCCACUCUCACCCCUUUGUCCAGAGGACCAUGAAAAGCAUGAAUGAAGGAAACCACCACAUUGGUGUUUUGUUGCAGCAUCAUUGUCAGUUGUGUAAAAUAUGGAUUCUUUAAACUCAUUUGCCAUUCUUCCCUUCAGGCUCUUUCUGGUGUUUGCAUGUUUCUUGGUGUUGUCCGUAGUCGGUGUGAGUUUGUUGUUCUGUUCAGAAAUAGAGCUGUUCGGUUUGUGUGAAUUCUGAUCCUGCCCUCGCAUGAGUGUUAAUAGCAGCAACACACACACCAUCUCUAAUGAAUAAAGUGGCACUUCCGCCCUGUUUACAUCAAAGGAGAACGGCAAAUGCAUACUGACGUCCAUUUAGCUUAGAAUCUUUGAACUUUAUUAAUGUGACUGUUUCCUUCCUCCUCCCUGCUUCCCCACGUUUUCUCUGGGCACUUUUCAUUUGAGCAGUAUUUUCUCAUGACUAUCAUGAGAGAAAGGCAUCUCCAAGAAUUUAAAAUUAGCACCAGUAGGUAGAGGGUGGGCCUAGUGAAGAAUUCUUUGGAAACUCCUCAUAAAGCAGUUGACAAUUUUCCAUGUAUGCACUUACGUCUCUGUAUUUUUAGGAGUUACUUGGGCUAACUUGUGGCUCUCUUUCCCCUCCUCCAGCCCCCAGUGACAUACCCCAGUUUUUAGUAGAGAAUUCACACACCUUUAAUGCAAUUCUCAAAUUUUAUUUGUAGUAAUAGCAAUGGCUCUGGUUCCCAAGGCUGUCUUCUGUUAAAUUAAAUUUAUGUUGUGUAAGGCAGCAUCUUAAAGAGGAGCCUGCACCAGAACAUCUGCGUAGUUAGUACCAACAUCUGAUUGUUCGUAAUUCAGGAACAGGAACAUGUUCUGAAAAUAGGCAUUAUUAAAGCAGUCUACACUUGAGCCUCAAGAAUUAAUGAAUUUCAUAACCUGUUAUAAUGAUGAGAGCAGUGAAUGGAAUUUCACUUGAAUAUUCAAAGGAAAACAUUAAUUAAACCAUCGUGGUGACCCUGUAAUUAAAAUGUUUCAGAAACAAUAAUCCAUUUGUAGUCUUACAAUGAAAAUUAUUUGAUGAAGUUUUGAGUGCUCUCAUUUCAUGAGCUAGAUUUAAUACUGUUUAUUCACAUGCAGACCUGAUUCUCUAUAAUUUUUCUAUAAUGCAAAUGUAGAAUAUUUUGACAAUAUCAUUGCCUUUAUAUUACCAGAAGAAAAUUGAGGCAGUAUUAUUGAGUUUUUUUAAAAAUCUGCUACUAAUUUGGCUAACAUCUCAAAAAUUCCAUUUGGUAAUUUCUAUUUCCCAUCCAUUGGGAGACGAGAUCCACCUUAGUUCCUCACAGAUAAUACAAGGAAAUCACGUAACCUUUCUGAUGUUUGCCAAGGUAGAAUGUUCUGAAUUUUGAAGUGCAAUAUAAUUUUUUUGAUGAUCCGCCCCACCAUUACCAGGAACAACCUAUACAAGUGCUUUCUUCCCUACUUUUGAAUUUUAUUUUUUAAAUGGAAAAUAAUAUACAUUUCAGUUUAAAUUUAAUUUCCUGCCUUGUACUAUUACCAAAGGAUUCCUGAGCCAUGUUAACAGGAAUCAUAAGCCACAACUGUAAUUGCUGAAUGGAUAGGCCUCAGCUUACAAAUCAGUUUUUAAAAUUUGUAGAAAUCCUCAGAGAAGCAAGGUGCCCUAUAAUUUUCAAAUUAUCAUUCUUCUUGUCAUUGCAGUAUUUUGUUCAAGUCAUUGACUUUUUUCUUAAAACAAUGUACCAACAUACAAUCUCAUCAGGAUUCAGACUAAUAGUUUGCUGUCAUGAAUGAUCUAAGAGGAGUUUUCUGCAAAAUAAAACACGUCAUGUAGAUGUGUUUUCCAGUUCACUGUAGACUACCAGCCCAUCAGUGGCCACAAAUUGCAGGACUUGCUGGUGAUCUCCCACCACCUAUAUGUCUUUUUUGGGCCCAGCUCCAUCGACAGUAAUAGCUGUGAUCUGGAUAGAAGACUGACCAUCUCUGGAACGACCUUUCUGUCCUCCUCUCGGUGGACCAGUGAGAAGGGAAAUGGAGUGGAAUCACUGUAGGUACACCCAAAAUGAAAUCCUUGCCAAGACGAAGAGACAUUCCCCUAAUGAUGUUGGUUAUGAUAGAGAUCUCCAGACUAGCACCCAAGGUUCAGUCUAACUGGAUUUUUAGGCUUGUUCAUUUCCAUUUAUUUUGAAAACUAGCUGUUAGGACUUUGGGGCUAGCCAGGUGAGGUAGAAUAAUUAUGUUUAUCUCAGGUUAACAACAAAAAUAAAUAUUUGCUGAAAGAAUGACUAUCCCCAAAGAGCUGAUGUGGACAAGUUUUCAAUAUAGUGAAAAUUAAUAUACUUCCAGGGUUUUGUUUGGGGAGGAAGGGGGAGGGAAUUGCCAAUAUUCACACUCUUGCAUAGUAAAGUGGUGAGUGGCUAUGUAAUUUUUCGUUUACUCCCAAUUCCCUGUGUCUUCUAACAUGGAUAUUUGUCAGCAUUUGCCACAAAUUAAUUGGAAGGCAAGUAGACAAGACCAUUUGCUUCAAAGGGUAGGUCAUUUAAAGAGUUAAAUUUAGUAGUUAGUGAUGGGAGUUUGUACUGACUCCUAAAAUUUCAGCAUCUCCAUUUCAUUGGUGAAGAUACGGCUUUUAUGGGGUUCACAGCUAUGUAACACCAAUGCUCUAAAUGCUUUAAGUGCAUUAUACUGUUUGAAAAUUAGGGAAAACUAUGAUGUCUACUAAAGUGCUGGCUUGGGAUUAUUUGGUUUCAUUAGUAAAAAUACUUUUUGUGUGUGGU